Soboliphyme baturini is the source of this 780-nucleotide messenger RNA. The record is from the annotation of a GenBank genome assembly. NCBI's taxonomy places the organism in Eukaryota, Metazoa, Nematoda, Enoplea, Dioctophymatida, Soboliphymatidae.
AUGUUCGAUCGACAAGGAGGAAAACUGCUACUGCUGUUUGCGACUAGGUGGCUGGCGCUGCAGUCGGCUCUGGGCAACCGUGAAUGCACGGCACUCAGUGGCAUUUUGGUGUGCCACAGGAACCGCAGCGCGGCGGCAAAUGUUAAGCUAUUUCUGUGGGACAAAGACGAGGGAGAAUUCGGGUACGGUUUCGCGACCGACGACCAGAUGAUGGCAACCAACGUUACAGAUGCGAACGGAAGCUUCACGCUCAUCGGCUGCGGCUACGACAAGGAGGCGUACCCAGACGCUGACCGGAACCAGCCCGAUCCGUACAUCGAGAUCAGGCACACCUGCAACGGGCCAACGCUGCAAAAAACAGCGUGGAAUCUGCCAAAGAUUUUUACACCCGGAAGUUUGUGAACUCCUUGUGUGAUGGUCGUACUGCUGCUGAUAGCACUGGCCAUCCUUGACAUGACAUCGUGUAACCAUCAAUGCCUCACGGUGAUUGGUAAGGUGAAGUGUUCAAAAGAUUCGAAGCUGGUUUCUGAUCUUCUGGUGACAGUGUUGAAUUUCAGAAACGAGAAUGGUGAGACUCGAACCAACCCUAAUGGUGAUUUUGAACUUACCGGCUGUGGCCAGCCUGUCGAAACGGAGCCUGGUAGUGGAACGAAUCUUCCGCCUUACUUGCAGAUCUUUCACAAGUGUAACGGACCUAAAUAUCAGAUUCUGACAGUCGGUCAGCCACUUGAAUAUGGUAAAACAAAUCUCAUCGAAAACAUCCCGCUAGACAAUAAUUGA